ACCUCAGGUCCAACCGCCCCGCCCCACGCUCUCCCGCCGGCCGCCGCACCCAGUCCCUCUCAGCCGCUGUUCGCGCCGCGUGCGCACACUCCCCGUCACAAUGUGCGGCCGCUCUCGUCUGCGCCGCGCCGCCCUGCUGCCCCGUCCAUGUCCGCGAUAUCUCCACCUCCAAGCGUAUCAGGCUAUGGGGUCUCCUCUUGCCUAUUCCUAGUUCGCUCUUCUAUUUGGUUCACUGUCUAAGGGUGAAUGAAUUCGUCCGUAUGUGAUGGGUGUGCCACCGUAUAUGCUCCCCAACUGGGAUCGAGAAUUUCAGCCAAAGUUUCAGAGAAGUUAAAUCAAGAUAUGAUUUAAGUUUUGUCUCCAAAGUGGAUAAAAUAAAAAAGGCUGCUGAUUUUUUUAUAGAGUAUAUCUAUUCAAAGAAUCUAUGUUGCUUCUGGGAUUGUGAAGUGAUGUCUCUGUGCCUCUGCAUUGAUAUGUUUACGGCUCUAUCAAAGUCCAGAGUACCAAGUGGCCCAUAGAGAAAACAUUUGUUCCAGAUGAAUGAUGUCCCUCUAGACUUUCAAAAAGUGUGGGCUGAUUACCAAACUUGUGGAUCCUAAAUUGAGUUGCGACUUCGUGCAGUGAGAAGCGUUAUUGAUGCUGGAAGUGGCUUCUCUAUGCCUGGUACGCAAAGAAGCCAGAGAGUGUGCGUGAAUUCAAAAGAUGCAGUGCAGAAGUUUAAGUUUCUUAUUUUUUCCCAAGAAAAAUCAAAGCUUGCGUCGUCUCUAUGCAUUAAUAGAAGUAGUUUAUGCACAAGUCUAAGAGGGCGGAUACCCAAGAAUUACGACACCACGCGUUGACACGCAAAAGUAAGAUUCUUUCCUGUAAUGAAUUUCGCAGCUUAUGUAUCUCCUUUCUUUAUGAAAGGAACUACUUGGUUUGGUUUCUUCCAUUUCCGGAUGCAUUGCAAAUGAUCCUUUAGUACCACCCUUGUUUAUUCACUUUUAUAUCUUCAAAGUGGGCUAUUUCUAUUAUUAAUUGUUAUUAUCAGCUCCUUAGGUUGCCUUUUACCUCCCUCAUGCCAUGUUCUUCUUGUCAAGUUUGGCAUCCUCACUUUCAAUCAUCUGGGACAUUUUACAGUGUCUAUCUAAUUCAGUGUUGUAGAUAUUUAGUGCGCAAAGGGUUGCUUUGGCCUCUAUACAUGUAUGUUAUGAACAGCAUUUGAUUUACAUGUCAUUAGUUGUUGCAGCUAGUGUACAGUCCUGACACCUGAACAUGACUACCUAUGUGUUUCUGCUCGUUUUUCGCUCUAAGAAAGGAUACUUGUCUAGCUUCUUAAGAAGUUAUGUAAGAUACAUUCUGCUCCAUCAGAUGGUUAUUUCAUUUAGUAGUUUCUGCAUGUUUGUGUGAGACUAUGGAUGCAGAUGGUUGGAUUCAUGAUUCGCUAAAAAAUGCUUGCACAGAGUUGCAAUGUAAAUUGGAUGAUGCAUAUUAUUGAGCGAUACUACUGCUAAUUUGGGUUCCAUGUGUAUUUCAUCCAGCCUGUCUUUCACCUACUCCCUCCAUUCCAUGAAGCACCUAACAUAAUGUUUUCCCAUUUGUUCCAUUAUAUAGCUCAUUUCUCAUUUACUCCCGCCCCCCGCCAAUAACUGUCCACACUCAUUUACUCCUAGAUCAACUUGGUUGGCCAGGCACUACAAACAAGAGCUCAUCUUGGUUGAAGUGCACAGAUUUAUAUGAGCUGUUUUAUGAAAUGGAGGGAGUAGAUAAUUGGAAUGCAAAUCUAUUUUAUUGAAAAAUGACAUUAGUCUGGCAUGCAUUUUUAUUCGCUUCAAUGGUGGUAAGUUUGAAUUACUAAUAUGUAUGUAUAAUAUUAUUCUUUUCUUAAUUUCAUUACAAGUGUAGCAUUUCCUUCCUUGUAUUUUUGUAGUUUCCAUGACUUUGUGGCAUAAAUAGAGCACAAAACCAUGUCUCUGUUUUUCACCAAAGUUGGAACAUGCAUCUUAUUCAUUCAAUUGUUCACUAAUGGCUCUGUUUUGCGAUAUCUGGUUGUUGUGAUAAGAUGACUUCUUCCAGGUGAGCCAUCUUCUGCUUGAACUUUCCUUAAUGUAUUAUAGGAGUAUCUCUACCAUUAAAUGCAAAAAUCCACCAAUAAUAGUCACAGAAAAUUCCCAGCCUAAUAUUCAAGUAACAAAGAGGGAUUGAAGAAACUGAAACAGUUGGUGAGUUGUCAACUUUGAUAGCCCCAGAAAAUCCUUUCUUAAUCUCACUCCGUGUUAAUCACUCCUUAUAUUAAUAUUCCCCAUCUUACUCCAUAUAUUUACUAUUCCCCAUAAUGUGUACUUUUCCAAUACUAUCAGACAAACAUCACGUGGGACUUUAUUUAUAUCUGUGUAAUAAUGUAUUUUAAGUAGAACAAGAUGAAGACCUGACUGUCAUCAAAUUCAAAGUCACCCCCUUGGAGGACUGCAAGAUUGAUCAAGUACAAUACUAGGUAUGAUGGAGAUGUGUGAAAUCAAUCAUGCAGCAGUUGAGGAAAUUGAAGAGAAAUGUUGAUUGAGACAAUUGUCCCACUUGACCAUGUUGCAAGUCAGUCCAAGCGAUUAAGUCAUGAUUCUUAACUUAUGCUUAAGCUUAACCACUUGCAUGUACUUACUGUGUUGUUUAACACUUAAAAUGCAACUUGAUUAUACAAAAUUAAAAAAUACCAUACAUGUAAGACAUUUAUAUCCUCUCUCAUCAUCAAGCAGCAGCAGCAGCAGCUUUGUUUCUCUCAGGAUCUUCCCCUGUCAAUGCACACAAUGGCAGCUUCAUUUUGGUUCUUGAACCUCACAUUUCUUUUGAUCUGUUCCUUUAUUAUAGCUCCUACCGUAGCAGAUGUUGGUCGUGUUAACUACCUGCAUAAAGGAUCUUCACUAUCUGUGAAGCAUGCGUCCGAUGUCAUACAGUCACUGGAUGGCACCUUCUCAUUUGGGUUCUACAAUCUUUCAUCCACUGCAUUCACUCUGUCAAUCUGGUUCACCAAUUCAGCUGACAGGACCAUCGCCUGGAGUGCAAACCGAGAUCGCCCUGUGCAUGGGACUGGAUCAAAGGUCAAGCUGAACAAGGAUGGAAGCAUGGUCCUCACGGACUAUGAUGGCACAGUCGUGUGGCAAAUCAACGCGUCGUCUGCAGAGGUCAAUCAUGCAGAGCUCAUGGACUCCGGGAACCUUGUCGUGAAGGAUCGAGGUGGCAACAUACUGUGGCAAAGUUUCGACCAUCCGACUGACACUCUGCUGCCAAAUCAGCCAAUUACAGCCACUGCAAAGCUGGUAUCGACUGAUCUCUCACACACACACCCUUCAAGUUACUACGCAUUGCGUUUUGAUGACCAAUAUGUCUUGUCACUUGUUUAUGAUGGGCCAGAUAUUUCUUUCAACUACUGGCCUAACCCUGACCAUAGUAGCUGGAUGAACUAUAGGAUCUCAUAUAACAGAAGUAGGAGAGCUGUGCUUGAUAAUAUUGGGCAAUUUGUAGCUACUGACAAUACUACCUUUCGUGCUUCUGAUUGGGGUUUGGAGAUUAAGAGGAGGCUAACACUAGACUCCGAUGGUAAUCUUAGGCUUUAUAGCCUGAACAAAUUGGAUAGGAGCUGGUAUGUUUCUUGGGUGGCUUUCUCCAAGCCUUGCGAUAUACAUGGCCUAUGUGGUUGGAAUGGAAUAUGUGAGUACUCACCAACACCACGCUGCUCUUGUCCUCGUGGCUAUAUUGUCAGUGAUCCAGGUGACUGGAGGAAGGGUUGCAAACCAGUUUUCAACAUCACCUGCGGCCAUGGUGGCCAGCGUAUGAUCUUCUUGAGCAAUCCUCAGACCGACUUUUGGGGCUGCGAUCUGAAUUACACCAUGUCAACAUCCUUGCAUAAUUGCAAGGAGAUGUGCUUGGAGAGUUGUGCCUGUGUAGCUUUUGUGUACAAAACGGAUCCAAACGGCUGCUUCCUGAAGUCUGCUCUUUUCAAUGGCAAGGCAGUUUCAGGAUACCCUGGCAAGGCAUAUUUCAAGGUUCCUGAGAGCUUUCUGUCUCGGUCACACAAAUAUGAUUCUGAUCUUUAUCAUGGUCAUGUUUGUGAUGCAUCGAAAAAGAAGACCUUAAAUUAUGAGACUACGCACAACCGUGAUGGUAAGGGUACAAUGUGGUACUACUACUAUUGGUUCCUCGCUGUAUUCUUUCUUGUAGAGCUCUGCUUCAUUGCUUCUGGCUGGUGGUUCAUGUCAACACAACAGUCAGCACGAUCAGAGAUCUGGGCAGCAGAGGAAGGCUACAGGGUGUUGACAGAUCAUUUCCGUAGUUUCACCCACAAGGAAUUGCGGAGGGCUACUAAGAAUUUCAAGGAGAAGCUUGGCCAUGGGCGACAUGGCUCUGUGUAUAAGGGGACUCUACAUGACAGCCGUGUAGUCGCAGUCAAGAAGCUCAACGAUGUGAAGCAAGGGGAAGACGAGUUUGAGGCCGAAGUGAGCGUAAUUGGUAAGAUCUACCAUAUGAACCUGGUGAGAGUAAUGGGUGUAUGUUCGGAGGGCAAGCACCGUCUGCUGGUCUUUGAGUAUGUGGAGAAUGAUUCACUAGCCAUGUCCUUGUUUGGUGACAAAGGGCCAAUACAGUGGCAUCAGCGGUACAAGGUCGCAGCUGGUGUGGCCAAAGGGCUUGCCUACCUUCACCAUGGGUGCAUGGAUUGGAUAAUUCACUGCGACCUAAAGCCUGAGAACAUAUUUCUUGACCUGGACUUCGAGCCCAAAAUCAGCGACUUCGGGUUUGCAAAGCUGCUUCAGAGAGGUCAGGCUGAUUCCAGCAGCAUGUCCAAGGUUCGUGGAACUAGAGGUUAUAUGGCCCCAGAAUGGGUGUCCUCCGUUCCCUUGACUGAAAAGGUGGAUGUGUAUAGCUACGGGGUUGUGCUGCUGGAGCUAGUCAUGGGUUGUCGAGUAUCCGAGCUGGCUGUUGAUGGCAGCGAGGAUGCUGAGUCUGCACUGAGGCAGUUAGAGUGCACAAUUAGAGAGAAGAUGGAAAGUGACGACUUGACAUGGGUUGAUGGCUUUGUGGAUCCUAGAUUGAAUGGUGACUUUGUGCAUUCGGAGGUGUUGCUGGUGCUGGAGGUGUCUGCUAUGUGCUUGGAGAAAGAAAAAGGCCAGAGACCGAGCAUGAAUCAUGUUGUGCAGAAGUUCCUGUCAUGUGAAUGAAUCUGGUAACUUGUUCUCCCUCCGUCUGGAAAUAAGUGACUCGGAUUUGUCUAGAUUACGGAGGAAGUAUUUCCUUUGUCCCUAGUUUAUCUUACUCCAUUUCCCUUAUAUGUUUGUUUGGUGUGUCUCAGUUUACUGUUUCGGAAUCAUAAAUUUCAGCUCUGGAUGCCUGAAAACAUCUCUUUGGUAUAGCAACUUUUGUUUAUUGAACAGUUUGGUAGCACACUUAAGAUGCUAAUGUAAAUUUUGUUGUCAGGAGAUCCUUGUGUUUGUUAUGUUGGCUACCACUUGAUAAUAUAUGCUUGCUGUGGCUUAACCUGUGUCUUGA
Molecule: messenger RNA, 5514 nt
Organism: Brachypodium distachyon (stiff brome)
Lineage: Eukaryota; Viridiplantae; Streptophyta; Magnoliopsida; Poales; Poaceae
Product: putative receptor protein kinase ZmPK1
Exons: 2
Coding region: 2772-5186 (804 amino acids)
Biological process (GO): protein phosphorylation; recognition of pollen
Molecular function (GO): protein serine/threonine kinase activity; ATP binding
Source: RefSeq, a predicted model, not a curated record